CACCAGAACCACAUUGCUGUGCUGAGUCCUGCACUCACAGAUGGCUCCCUGGGUGACAUGAUCUUCCAUUCCUCCAAAAACCUAGGCUUAGUUCUGGACAUCGUUGAAGACCUGCGACUCAUCAACACGCAGGCUAUUUUCGCCAAGCGCUCUGGGAUGAUCAUCCUUGGUGGAGGUAUGGUCAAGCACCACAUUGCCAACGCCAACCUCAUGCGGAAUGGGGCUGACUAUGCUGUCUAUAUCAACACAGCCCAAGAGUUUGAUGGUUCAGACUCGGGAGCCCGGCCAGAUGAGGCUGUCUCUUGGGGCAAGAUCCAGAUGGAUGCACAGCCAGUUAAGGUCUAUGCUGAUGCUUCUCUGGUCUUCCCCCUGCUGGUGGCUAAGACAUUCGCCCAAAAGGCAGAUGCCUUCACAGCUGAGAAGAAUGAGGACUAAGAAGAUUGGUAAAGGCUGGGGUUCCUUUUAUACCUUUAUUUAUUACCUUUACAUAUCAGCCCCUCCCUGGGCCCACACACUUCUUGGUCAGCAGCAUCUCUAGAAUAAAUGGUCUUUGUUGUG
Mesocricetus auratus (golden hamster) is the source of this 558-nucleotide messenger RNA. Its product is annotated as deoxyhypusine synthase-like. The record is from RefSeq and is a predicted model, not a curated record. The annotation marks the transcript as partial. Gene Ontology annotation, biological process: peptidyl-hypusine biosynthetic process. Gene Ontology annotation, cellular component: cytoplasm. The transcript has 4 exons. Gene Ontology annotation, molecular function: deoxyhypusine synthase activity. Lineage: Eukaryota; Metazoa; Chordata; Mammalia; Rodentia; Cricetidae.